Molecule: messenger RNA, 509 nt
Organism: Paralichthys olivaceus (Japanese flounder)
Lineage: Eukaryota; Metazoa; Chordata; Actinopteri; Pleuronectiformes; Paralichthyidae
Source: RefSeq, a predicted model, not a curated record
GCAGCAGGUUCACAGUGAGCAGCGUGAAAGAGAACUCCUGAGGUUCCUCACUGAGACGAGGUCGACAAACACCAGCGGUGAGUUCAGUGCCUCAACGCUGAAAUGUUCGCCGCAGCCACCAAGAACUUUGUGAAGCAGGUGGGAGACACCGGGAGGUUGAUCCCCGUCCCGAGCCUGAGCGAGGCCGACCGGUACCAGCCGCUCAGCCUGGUCACCAGGAAGAGAAGGAGGCACCUGUGGAAGAAGAACAAGUUCGCCUCCACGGCCUUCUCCCUGAAGGACAUCCUGGUGGGAGAGAAGGAGAUCACAGCAGGUGUCUCUUCUUAUCAGCUCCUCAACUACGAGGACAAAUCUGACGUGGCCCUCAACGGUCGCCUUGGAAACCACAUCAUCAACGACGUUGGCUUCAACAUCAGCGGCUCGGACUCCGUGGCCGUCAAGGCCUCGUUCGGCAUCGUGACCAAACACGAGCUGGAGGUGCCCACGCUGCUGCGGGAGCUCAACUCCAG